Messenger RNA from Paraphaeosphaeria sporulosa, 1617 nucleotides. RefSeq names its product MFS general substrate transporter. The transcript has 4 exons. Bases 163 to 1617 code for a protein of 484 amino acids. The record is from RefSeq and is a predicted model, not a curated record. Gene Ontology annotation, biological process: transmembrane transport. Gene Ontology annotation, molecular function: transmembrane transporter activity. Gene Ontology annotation, cellular component: membrane. NCBI's taxonomy places the organism in Eukaryota, Fungi, Ascomycota, Dothideomycetes, Pleosporales, Didymosphaeriaceae.
GACUCACAGCCUACGUCCCACCUGUCUCGCAUAAGAAUGGUUCAUAGAGGGUGCAACCCAACAUCGUAACAAUUCGAUAGGACAUCAGCUCUAAAAGUUUCUCCUCACGUUUGCAUUUCUAGCUUGCGUCGUUCCAUCAAUCAACGCCUUCACUGUAUCACAAUGGCUUCCUCAAGCUCAUCGCAAACCUCGAUCGAGCUCCAACCCGUGGGCGCAAGCUCGAACGAACAGACCCCCAUCAGAGACAACAAUGAUCCAGCAGAGUUUCUCCCGCAGCCCUCGACCACCGUCAGCGUCAUCGAAAGAUGGAACCACCCCAAAUCCAACAUAGCCAAAACCGGUGCUACCUUCUUCGCCUUCCUGCUCAUGGGCGCAAACGAUGCGUCCUACGGUGUCAUGAUCCCCUACAUCGAAGAGCAUUACACUCUCUCGUACAUCGUGGUCUCGCUGGUCUUCCUCUCACCCCUAGUUGGUUAUGCCGCCGCCGCCAUGCUCAACAACUGGGUACAUGUCCGCUUCGGCCAGCGCGGCGUCGCCUUUCUAGGGCCUCUGUGCCACAUCGCCGGAUGGCUCGGUCUCUCGCUGCAUCCACCCUAUCCCGCGUUUGUCGUUAUCUUCGUGCUCGUGGGCUUCGGCAAUGGCAUCGAAGACGCGGCGUGGAAUGCCUUCUUCGGCAACAUGGCCAAUCCGAAUGAGCUUCUGGGGUUUCUACAUGGGGUGUACGGGCUUGGUGCGGUGCUGAGUCCGCUUGUGGCUACCAAUCUGAUCACAGAGGCCGGGUGGCGCUGGUAUGCGUUCUAUUACAUUUUGCUUGGAGGUGGCGUGAUAGAGUUGAUCACAUCGCUCUGGGCUUUCUGGCCUGUCUCAGGCCGCGUCUACCGAGAGUCACACCCCCGUACAGCAUCUGGGAAGGACAGCCGACUGCAAGAAUCCCUCGAGAGCCGUGUUACGUGGGUGGUGGCUUUCUUCCUGCUCUGCUAUGUAGGCAUCGAGGUAGCUCUAGGAGGCUGGAUCGUGACCUUCAUGCGGCGCGAACGCUCCGGCGAAGCAUUUGCUUCUGGUAUGGUGGCGACGGGCUUCUGGACGGGAAUUGCGCUUGGCCGCGUUUUCCUUGGCUUCCUGACACCAAAGCUGGGAGAGAAGUUCGCUGUGACGGUGUACAUCCUCCUUGCCAUGGUCUGCCAACUCAUCUUCUGGCUCGUCCCCUCGUUCCAUGUUUCCGCCAUUGCAGUCUCAUUUCAGGGUUUCUUCCUUGGGCCCCUCUUCCCAGCAGCCGUGGUUGCAGCAACCAAGGUUCUACCAGCGCAUCUCCACGUUUCCGCCAUUGGAUUCGCAGCAGCCUUCGGUGGAGGAGGUGCCGCCAUUCUUCCGUUUGGUGUCGGCGCUCUCGCGCAGUCCAGAGGCGUCACGAUCCUCCAGCCGAUCAUUCUUGCCAUCCUAGCUUUCUGUUUGCUCUUGUGGCUUUGCAUUCCUGCUGUUGCAAAGCCGUCGCCAGGAAGCUCGCAAGAAGAGCGGAAGUCACGCCAAUGGAUCAAUAUCGAUUUCGAUCUUGUGGAUGCUGGAAAGCGUACAAUCCAGAAGGCCAGGAGUGGGACGAGCAAAGUUGCAACACAGUAG